GGGCUGGAAGCGGCAGCUGCUGGUCUCCCCCCUGCUUGGCUGGGGUGCCCCCGGGGGCCGGGCUCCAGAGCCGGGCUCCUCUGCCAGCCCUUUGACCUUUCUUGUUCGUUUAGUUCCUUUCUAUCUCCCGCUCUUCCUCCGUGGAGCCCAGAGCCGUGUCUGACAUACUUGAGUUCCUCCUCACAACAACCCUGUGAAGUAGGCUAGGCUGAGAGAGAGAGAAGGGACUGGCCCCGAGUCACCCAGCUAGUUUCAUGGCUGAAGGGGGAUUUGAACUCGGGUCUCCCCGGGCCUAGUCCAGCACUCUCGCCACUAGGCCACGCUGGCUUGGGGUGGGGUGGGGUUUGGAAGGUCCACUCCUGCCUCUGUGAGGGCCUGGAGCCUUGGGAGGGAUGCUGCCCCCGCCGGACACGGUCAAGGUGGCUGUGGAGUGGCCGGGGACAAACGCGCAGCUGCUUGAGAUUGAUCAGAAGCGGCCCCUGGUGUCCAUCAUCAAGGAAGUGUGUGAUGGCUGGUCACUGCCCAACCCGGAGUACUACACGCUGCGCUAUGCUGAUGGGCCCCAGCUGUACAUAACGGAGCAGACGCGCUGCGACUUAAAGAACGGGACCAUCCUACAACUGGCUGUUUCCCCGUCUAGGGCUGCCCGCCAGCUGAUGGACCGGACUCAGUCGCACAGCAUGGAGACCCGGCUCGAGGCCAUGAAGGAGCUGGCCAAACUCUCUGCAGAUGUGACCUUUGCCACCGAGUUCAUCAACAUGGAUGGCAUCACAGUGCUCACCCGCCUGGUGGAGAGCGGCAUCAAGCUCCUGUCCCACUACAGCGAGAUGCUGGCGUUCACCCUGACAGCCUUCCUCGAGCUCAUGGACCAUGGCAUUGUCUCCUGGGACAUGGUCUCCAUCUCCUUUAUCCAGCAGAUUGCAGGGUACGUGAGUCAGCCGACGGUGGACGUCUCCAUCCUGCAGCGCUCCUUGGCCAUCCUGGAGAGCAUGGUGCUGAACAGCCAGAGCCUGUACCCGAAGAUUGCUGGCGAGAUCACGGUGGGGCAGCUCCUCUCCCACCUGCAGGUCUCAAACCAGGAGAUCCAGACCUAUGCGAUUGCCUUGAUCAAUGCCCUCUUCCUGAAGGCCCCCGAGGACAAAAGACAGGAGAAGCUUCUUAACCCGCUCGACCUGCCCUGCACUGAGAUGGCGAAUGCCUUUGCCCAGAAGCACCUGCGCUCCAUCAUCUUGACGCACGUCAUCCGAGGAAACCGCCCCAUCAAGACAGAGAUGGCCCAUCAGCUGUACGUGCUCCAGGUCCUGACCUUCAACCUCCUGGAGGAGCGGAUGAUGACCAAGAUGGACCCCAGCGAUCAGGCUCAACGGGACAUCAUUUUUGAGCUGCGGAGAAUUGCUUUUGAUGCGGAGUCGGAGAGCGGCGGCGGUGGCGGCAUCCCAGGUGGCGGGGCGGAGAAGCGCAAAGCCAUGUACACCAAGGACUACAAGAUGCUGGGCUUCACGAACCAUAUCAACCCUGCAUUGGACUUCACCCAGACCCCACCAGGGAUGCUGGCCUUGGACAACAUGCUGUACCUGGCCAAGUGCCAUCAGGAUACCUAUGUCCGGAUUGUUCUGGAGAACAGCAGCCGGGAGGACAAGCAUGAGUGUCCCUUUGGCCGCAGUGCCAUCGAGCUCACCAGGAUGCUGUGUGAGAUCCUGCAGGUUGGAGAACUUCCCAACGAAGGCCGGAAUGACUACCACCCCAUGUUCUUCACCCACGACCGCGCCUUCGAGGAGCUCUUUGCCAUCUGCAUCCAGCUGCUCAACAAGACGUGGAAGGAGAUGCGAGCCACAGCAGAGGACUUCAACAAGGUCAUGCAGGUGGUGCGGGAGCAGAUCACCCGGGCCCUGCCCUCCAAGCCCCACUCCCUAGACCAGUUCAGGAACAAGCUGCGGAGCCUGAGCUACACGGAGAUCCUGCGCCUGCGCCAGUCGGAGCGGAUGAGCCAGGACGACUUCCAGUCCCCGCCCAUUGUAGAGCUGCGGGAGAAGAUCCAGCCGGAGAUCCUGGAACUCAUCAAGCAGCAGCGUCUGAACCGGCUCUGUGAGGGGAGCAGCUUCCGCAAGAUUGGGAACCGGAGGCGGCAAGAGCGCUUCUGGUAUUGCCGCCUGGCUCUGAACCACAAGAUGCUGCACUACGGCGACCUGGAGGACAACAGCCAGGGCGAGGUGACCUUCGAGGCGCUGCAGGAGAAGAUCCCUGUUGCAGACAUCAAGGCUGUUGUCACCGGGAAAGACUGUCCCCACAUGAAGGAGAAGGGCGCCCUCAAGCAGAACAAGGAGGCCCUGGAGCUGGCUUUUUCCAUCCUCUAUGAUCCAGAUGAGACCCUGAACUUCAUCGCCCCCAAUAAAUACGAGUACUGCAUCUGGACGGACGGCCUCCACGCCCUCCUGGGCAAGGAGAUGGCCAGCGAGCUGACCCAGAGUGACCUGGACACCCUGCUCAGCAUGGAGCUCAAGCUGCGCCUGCUCGACUUGGAGAACAUCCCGAUCCCCGAGGGGCCCCCGCCGCUCCCCCAGGAGCCCAGCAGCUAUGACUUUGUCUACCACUACGGCUGAGGCCAGCCAGGCCGCGGGGAAGCCACCGCCACGGCCCCCCCCCCCCCCGGCGCAUGCACCGGACGUGGUGGCCGGGAAGCGGGCUGGGGUCUGCUGGGAGCCAGACGGGCCAGGGCGUUGCCCUCGGCUCUGCCGGUAGCCAUGCUCUUCAGCGGUCGCCCCCCCCCCCCUUGCCUGCUGUGACCUGCACUGUCUGGGGCAGAGCUGGGCCCGGGAGAAGAGCUCCCAGCAGCAGCGCCCUCCCGCUGGGGCCCUCCACAGCCUGCUCCGGCUCCUGCUCCCUUCGGCGGCGUAGGAGCAGCAAGCUUGGCAGCCUGAGUGGGAGGGAGCCUGGCCGUAGAGGGAGGCCCGCCUGCUGCCUCCGGCCGUAGUGGGGGGCACUGCAGCAGGCUGGCCCUGGCACACCCCCCCUUUUUUUUGCAUUAAAAGCUCUUCUCCUUCCUU
Hemicordylus capensis (graceful crag lizard) is the source of this 3044-nucleotide messenger RNA. It is a transcript of the gene ELMO2, whose product is annotated as engulfment and cell motility 2. Lineage: Eukaryota; Metazoa; Chordata; Lepidosauria; Squamata; Cordylidae. The record is from RefSeq and is a predicted model, not a curated record. Bases 393 to 2600 code for a protein of 735 amino acids. The transcript has 22 exons. Gene Ontology annotation, biological process: actin filament organization; cell motility.